This is a messenger RNA of Dichomitus squalens LYAD-421 SS1, 522 nucleotides long. RefSeq lists its product as uncharacterized. The transcript is spliced from 2 exons. Bases 1 to 522 code for a protein of 173 amino acids. Lineage: Eukaryota; Fungi; Basidiomycota; Agaricomycetes; Polyporales; Polyporaceae. The record is from RefSeq and is a predicted model, not a curated record.
AUGGAUCAGUCUGCCGAAGCAUUGUUCGCCGAAGUUAUUGGGGACUUGGUCCUCAUGACUUUGUGCACCGGCAUUCUCAUUCCGAUCACCAUCCAUCUGUUUGUUUCGCGGUCUAAAAUGUGGAAGUCUCCGGUAUUCAUCGCCAAUGUAUGCGCUCUAUCAAUGGGAUUCGCCUUCGGUGGUCUGGCAAUCUCAUUUUUGGUGAGACAAGUCAUUCAUCCCAGGAUCGUCCUUGCAUGCAGUAUCCUCAAUUUCCUCAUCCCCCUCACCGUCUCAGUUGUCCUGUUCAUCCGACUUCUUGCCGUCUAUCCUCCGCGCACUCUCAGCAAGAUAAGACUCGUCCUCGUCUAUGUUCCAUUCCUUCUCGGACUGCUCGCGCGUUGCGUGAUGGCAGGCCUGAUCUGGUGGAAGACAAUAGCUGGCAUUGACGACGCAGAGAGUGCUUUUGAGUUGUGGCAAAUCACUUGGGUUCUCCCGUACCCCAAAGUCGAAUGGGCUCUUGAGCUCUUCUGUGAUACGUAA